GUCCAGCAUUCUGUGAAAAGCAGCUGCCAGCAGCUCAAGCGCCAUCCACCUUCCGCCCCGCCCCACCCUCCGUCCCCCACCCUAGCGCCCGGGCCUGCUUGAUCCCCGCUGGGAGUCUGCUGUGUGUGGGAGGCUCACUGAACUGGAUGCAGAGCUAAUAAAGCUUUAUGAGGCCAGCCAGCUACUCAGAGGGAAUGUGAUCCUGAACUCUAACAGCAGGAGAUCUGUAUCUGGGAAAAAGCCUGUAUCUGGGAUGAGCUUGACAUAGCCUAAGUUUCUUCCUACAGAGCCCAGUGAACCAACAUUGAAGUCCCACCUUUUCAACUCACGAAAUCCUACACUGCCAAGAUGGCCACUGCCAACCUUGCCCACAACCCACUGUAUCGGGUCCUUGUCAGGGUGUCUGAGAGCUUCUCUGGAGUGGAGAGAAAGCUGCAAAAGUAUUUCCAGAACCCAUGGAGGUCCGGGGGAGGCAAGUGCAGGGUCAAAGCUGGUCCCCGAGAAGGUACUUUCUGGGUAGAGUUUUAUAAAAGACAAGCCAAGGAAGGUGUGAUGGCAAAGAAAGAUCACUCUGUGGCAGUUGGCGAUACAUCAUAUGUGAACAUUUUCCUAGAAACAGAUGAAGACUCAGAGGAGAACAGCAUUUUGGAAGGAAGCCAAAUUUCCUCUCAGACUCAGUCACUCCCAAAGGAGUUUUUAGAUGACAAGCACCCAGAUGAAGGAAUUGCUCCUAGAUCCUCUCGUACUUUUGUUAAAAAGAUAUUUCUCCAAGUAAGGGCCCAGCUGAAAUUCAGCCUUUCCAAAGAGCAGAGGGAGAAAAUUAUUGACCUCUGCCCAAAUGUCAGAAUAGAGGUAUACCGUGAUAAACCUGAAAAAUUGAUUGGUGAAUACCAAGAUAUUGUAAAAAUUUAUCACUUGUUAAGUGAUAGGGUGCUGGGAAACAACCAAAAAGAUCAUUUUCCCCACUCAGCCUCAGCAAGAAAAAUUGAGCACAGUAAACCAAAUGACUGUGACAGUCCUGUUCUUCGCUCCAAACCCAAACACAGAACAGAAGAAGAAUCAGACCUUAUCUCAGUUCCUUCACAUUUGUAUGAAUACUUCAAAUAUUUCUUUGCUGAAACUCUGUCUAGAAUAGAAAGUGAGCAUCAAGUGCAUAUCAAAAGUACUUUGGCAUAUCCUAUUGGCAAUGUGUGUUUAGACUUCGAGACACGUAAGUCAGGGGACAGAAAAGCAGCUCAAGAAGCUUUUACCAGAGCAUUUCAGAAGGAAAUACAGAAUGUGAACCGUCAGGAUGUUCAUUUCUCAGAUAGGAAACUGGCACUUGAAGUCCAAAAAACACUGACAGGCAUGUUUAAAAACCUCCGUAUUAAAGCUGAAGGAAAAGCCUUAAUCCUAUGGGGAAACCAAGAGGAUAUUUCAGGAGCUCAACGUUUCCUUGAAUCAAACCUCUCCCACAAAAAACCUCUGGAAGUGAUGAUUUCCCAAAACCCGAAGAAGAAUGAAAUUGAAGUUGAUACAGCUUACUUGCAUCUUCUGGACCAAGAAAUCAGAGAAAUCGAGAAAACAUAUGACACUGUAAUGGAAAUGAUAAACAAACCCAAAACCCGAAAAACCCUCAUUGUAUUUAAACCAAAACACAAAGACAUAGACCUCUCUGCACAUGCUUAUGAAGAUUUCAUUGAGGUUUUUCAGAUGCUCUUACAUGAGAUCGUCAAAGAGGUAGUGAUCCUGAAACCAUUAGAUGAAGAGAGAAAGCGUUGGCCUGAAAAGACAUUCUUUGAAGAAUUUGAAAGAAAGCACCCAUAUGUAAACUUGGAGUGGUUUGAACAGCAACUGACAUUGACUGGUUUACCCAAGUACGUUGGAAAAGCAAUGAAGUAUAUUAAGAAACAUUUUACUAUUGAAGGUCCUCCUCAGCAGAGACAAGGGCUAGUUCUCUCCCUUGGAGAAAUUUGGUUCAGAAUCCCCAGAUCCACCUUGCACAAAAAUGGUGAUGAUUUAAAGAUGGCUUUCCCUAACUUCAAGGGAUUGCCUGGCUUAGGAAUGGAGGAUGAAGAGGAUGAUGAAUGUGCUAUCUGUCUAGAUGUCAUUCACCACAAGGAAGUCCUCUCAAAGUGCAAGCAUGAGUUCUGUGGCCCUUGUAUCAGAGAGGCCAUGAAGCAUAGGCCAGUGUGCCCUGUAUGCCAGACUUCCUAUCACGUCGUGAAAGGGAACCAGCCAGAUGGAACAAUGACAACCUCUUACAGAACCUCUUCGCUUCCAGGUUAUAAUUCAUGUGGCACCAUUGUGAUUCAGUAUGACAUGCGGGGAGGCAUACAGACAGAAGAUCAUCCCAACCCAGGAAAACGCUAUGAAGGAACAAGACGGGUGGCAUAUUUGCCAAAUAAUGAAGAAGGACGGCACGUUUUGAAUCUCCUCAGAAGAGCUUUUGACCAAAGGUUGAUUUUCACAGUAGGACAGUCUCAGACAUCAGGAGUCAAUGAUGUGAUCACUUGGAAUGAUAUUCACCACAAAACUCUGCAGUUCGGCGGGCCAGAAAACUUUGGUUACCCUGAUCCCAAUUAUCUGCAACGAGUCAAGAUGGAGCUGAAGGCAAAAGGAAUUGAGUAAGAGUGCUGACUUCAAGGGUGCCUUGAGAGCUGGGCUUGCAAGAGCUGCAGCAGUGGAAAGGAUUCAAAGCAACCCUUAAAAUAUUUAUGUGUAUAGGCAUCAUUUAGAGAAAAUAAAAGAAUUUGAGAAGAAAUUAGUUUGUUUAGGGCUGAGUGGGAUAAACUGCUACCUGCUAACCUGUCUAAUUUCUUGUAGGUUUUUACUUUUUAUUAGACAAACUGAGCACCUGGUAGGAAUGCAAAAGUUGCUUUAAUGAGAACCCAAAGUGUAUCUUUCAGUCCUUUGUUGCCUGUCUCAAUUUUCCUGCCACCAGGGAUGCUGUAGUUAAGGAUUCUUCCAUUGUACCACUUGCUUAUAUAAGGUGAUGAUUGAGCUUCGGGCCCCUUCACAUUAUUUGUGGUCAGCUAUUGUUAGUCUCGGAACUCACUAAAGCUAGCUCCCUUUUAACUGGAAUGGUAGCCAGGAACAUUAAAAAGGUUGGAAGACAUCUUGAAGAAAAUUAUACUCUCCAAAAUACUUACAUGAGUCUUUCACAUCAGAAAGAAACUAUCCAUUGUUGGGGCUCUGGAAAAUUUAAUCUAAGUUGAGGAGCUGGAAAGAUAUUUCUGUCUUCAAUCAAGUCCAGUGACUUUCAAUCACUUUCAGGAACAAAGAGAAAAGCCUUUGAUUGGCAUUCAAAUCCCUUCAUAAUCUUGCUUUUUCCUUUUACUCCCCCACUAUGGAUUCUGUGAUUCAGUGAUUGUGGCUUCGAUGUUCCUUGUACAAGAAACUCCAUCUCACCAGACUGCAUUUACACUGGAUAUUCCCCAUGACUGGAAUUCUUUCCCUCCUCAUUUCCACCAACUGCCUUCCCUGACUUCUUUCAAGUCUUACCUAAAAUCCCACCUUCUACAUGAAGCUUUCCCAAAUGCCCUUAUUACUAGUGCUUUUCUUGUGUGGGUUAUCCAUGAUUUGUCCUGUAUGUAGCUUGUUUGUACAUAGUUGUUUGAAUUUUGUCUUGCCAAUUAGACAAUGAGAUAUUUGAGAGUAGAGACUGUCUUUUGCCCUCUUUUGUAUCCCCAGCACAGUGCCUAGUGUAAGGUAGGCACUUAAUAAAUGCUUGUUGACUAAAUGAAUCACUAUGGGCAAACUCAUUGACUUGGAAAUCAGUCUUUCCAGAUUAAUAGACAAUUGACAUUGGCUUGUGUACUUCCCUGCUUCUCUGCAAUCUUAGCUCACCUUUUGGGGUGUACCUUGUGGCAAUUGCUCUGUUUUUCCUGAGACCACAUUCAUACUUAAAUAUUUUCUGACUUUUAACCUUCACAAAGUGGUCUGCUCAAUUUGCCAUUAUUUUAGGUGUCCUCUCAAAUGGGCAACAGAUGGAAUGCCCAUUCAUCUCUGAAUGAGUUCAUUUUUUGUUUUUGCUACAAAAAGUAAGCCUAAUUCACAGGAGCUUAAAUACUGGAUCUUGUGGCAUCACUUGGAGAGUAAAAGAGAACCCCUAAUACAGAGAGGUUCCUUUCAUAGUUACAAACAGAUUAUUGGUAAUAAUGCAACACCCUAUUGCCACAGUGUAGAAGGUCAAGGAUUAUAACUCAAUACCUGUUUGGUUCUUCUAUAAAUAAUUAAAUCGUCUGGAUCUGUCUUUAUGAUUAUGUUAGGGGAGACAUGAUUUAAUGGCUGUGUCCAAUGCUUCUAAUAAAGUCAAAACUGUGUCAUGAUCAUAAAAAAAUGUUAUGUUCUAUAAAGGAUUUAUUAACUAUUUCUGUGUUUUGACAUUUGUUUGCAAAAUCUCUGUGCCCUAAAUUGACAUGGUCAAUUUUUGUAAAAGUUCCAUGUGCUACUGUGAAAUGUGUAUAUUCUUUUGCAAUCCUAUUUAGAAGAUGCCAGAAGUCUUUCUGGUCUAGUUUCUCUAGCUAUUUUUUCAGUUCCUUAUUUUCCUUUUGUUUAUAUUUCUAUUAAAAUCACUCUAAACUAAA
Molecule: messenger RNA, 4568 nt
Organism: Dromiciops gliroides (monito del monte)
Lineage: Eukaryota; Metazoa; Chordata; Mammalia; Microbiotheria; Microbiotheriidae
Product: E3 ubiquitin-protein ligase DTX3L-like
Exons: 4
Coding region: 349-2610 (753 amino acids)
Biological process (GO): Notch signaling pathway; protein ubiquitination
Source: RefSeq, a predicted model, not a curated record